AUGAGGAAAAGGUGGAUUGCCAAGAUAAGGCGAGACGAGGACGAGAACUUUCAAAUCAGACACCAUACAUUUGUGUGUUCACAACACUUCAAAGACAGCAAUUAUGAAUAUUCACAAUUCGCAGGAAGGCGCUUCUUAAAUGCAGAUGCUGUUCCAUCGUUGUUCAAAUGUUGGGAAAGUGUUGGGAGCAGGCAUCUCGUAAAGAUAAGUAAGCCUAGGAAAGCAAACAGACUCCAGCAGAAUCGCACAACAGCUGCGGAACCAUCUCACAAUUCUGACUCUGACCCUGACAUGACAGAAUUGGUUGGUGAUACACCAUCAAUGGAACAGGAUGCACCAUCAGAUGGACUCUCUGAUGAGCUUGAAGACAUUUCUUGUGAAAAUGAAAGUGCCGAUAUUAUGUCCAAUGAAGAGGUUCUGCAAGGGAAACUGGCUGAUAAGGAACUACAGUGUAAAAUAUUGCAAGAAAAGGUCCGAUCAUUGACGCAGGAGCUUGAAGCUGUGAAAUUAGAACUGAAACAAUGUGAAUUUGCCAUUGAUAAUGUUCGAUCAAGUGAUAUUGUGUUCUUCACUGGUUUUCCAAGUAUUGAAGUAUUUGAUCAAAUGUUGACUUACUUGAAUCCUGGAGAGAAUGGGGAGAAUGUCAUAAUGGCAAAUCAAGAAAGCCAGGCUUCAACCCCAACUUCAUCUAGCAAGCGUGAAAUGAUCAAAUGCCAGCGGAUGAUGCUAGCAGUACGCAGAGUAUUGCGGCUGAGAGAAUCCAUGUUGAAAGAUUAA
Lineus longissimus is the source of this 777-nucleotide messenger RNA. RefSeq lists its product as uncharacterized. NCBI's taxonomy places the organism in Eukaryota, Metazoa, Nemertea, Pilidiophora, Heteronemertea, Lineidae. Bases 1 to 777 code for a protein of 258 amino acids. The record is from RefSeq and is a predicted model, not a curated record. The transcript has 2 exons.